This is a messenger RNA of Coffea eugenioides, 950 nucleotides long. Its product is annotated as rRNA-processing protein fcf2-like. The transcript has 5 exons. The coding region runs from base 90 to 737 and encodes 215 amino acids. Gene Ontology annotation, molecular function: RNA binding. Lineage: Eukaryota; Viridiplantae; Streptophyta; Magnoliopsida; Gentianales; Rubiaceae. The record is from RefSeq and is a predicted model, not a curated record. Gene Ontology annotation, cellular component: nucleolus. Gene Ontology annotation, biological process: RNA processing.
UCUGCCCAUUUUUCCCUCCGUACUAAAAAAGCGUCCCUUUCUCUCUUUGUACUCCGGUUUUUUCUUUUUGGAUCUGGGAAUUGGAGAGAAUGGCAGCAGCAUCAGGAAACGAGAACAAGGCACCUGCAGUAAUUGGUUUAGCGUGGGAACCCAAGCUACCUCGGCUUCCAAUUCCAGAUACAGCUUCAACUUCUUCGUCCAGAAAUCGCCAUAACCACCAUCGCCAUUCGCGGGCCAAAACUAGCACAGGCUCUUUCUCCUUCACCUCCCAACAGGACAACCUCAUAGAUGGGCUCUAUGUUCCGCCUAACGACCCCAAAAAGCUCAAUAAAUUGCUCAGGAAACAACUCCAACAAACUGCUGGCAAGCAUUGGUUUGACAUGCCUGCUCCAACUCUCACUCCCGAGUUAAAGAAAGACCUCCACCUCUUGAAGUUAAGGAGUGCCAUGGAUCCCAAGAGACACUACAAGAAGGGUGACUCAAGAUCAAAAACUCUGCCCAAAUAUUUUCAGGUGGGGACUGUAAUAGAGUCUGCUUCAGAAUUCUACGCAGGUAGACUUACCAAGAAGGAGAGGAAGGCUACCCUUGCUGAUGAGCUACUCUCUGAUUCUAACCUUGCACAGUACAGGAAGCGCAAGGUUCAAGAGAUUGAAGAGCAAAAUCGACCUGCUGGGUUUGACAAGUGGAAAAUAAGAGGACGGAAGUCCAUGAAGCGUGCUAAGCAAAGAAGGCAUUGAUUGAGUUUUUAUUCAUCUAGAAAGUGAAGAACUAUUCAGCUCCUGUCAUUUUUGUGGAAAGGAAGAGAAAACAAACUUGUACGAAAUUUUGAUAGAUUAUAUUGCUACAUCCCUUGUAGAAUUCGCAUUGGUUUUGGCCGACUGAUGAGAUACAAAGUGUCAUAUUUUCAUGCCUAGCUUAUUUUGGUAUUUGCCAAUCCAGUUACGGGUUUC